AUGGCGCCGACACCGAAGGAAUGCGAUUUCCUAGUAAUAGGUGGCGGUAGUGGCGGCCUUGCCUCUGCGCGGAGAGCGAGCGGCGUAUACGGCGCAAAGACCAUUGCGAUUGAGGACAAGCGCCUAGGAGGGACAUGUGUCAAUGUUGGUUGCGUGCCGAAGAAGGUUACCUGGAACGCGGCAGCAAUAGCGGAAACAUUCAAGGAUGCGAAAGCGUAUGGGUUCGGCUACGACAACUUCUCCUUCGAUUGGAAUACCAUGAAGAAGAAGCGAGACGCUUAUGUGGAGCGUCUGAACGGCAUCUACGCCAGGAACCUCGACAACGACAAGGUUGAACUCAUCCGCGGCCGCGCUUCGUUUGUGGACAAGAACACCGUUGAGGUCAAGACACAUGAUGGGGGCAAGGAAAUCGUCAAGGCAAAGAAGAUCCUCAUCGCCGUCGGUGGGAAACCCAGGUUCCCCAAGAUACCGGGCAUCGAACACGCCAUAUCCAGCGACGGCUUCUUCGACCUCGAGGAGCAGCCUAAGAAGGUUGCGACGGUUGGCGCGGGCUAUAUAGGCGUGGAGAUGUCCGGCAUGUUCAUGGCUCUGGGCACCGAGACGCAUUUCUUCAUCCGCGAAGACAACCUGCUGCGGACGUUCGACCCGAUGAUCCAGAAGACGGUGACCGAGACGUACGUGAAGCAGGGCAUCGACCUCCACCGGGGCUCCGACAUCUCCAAGAUUGAAGACAUAGGCAACGGCAAGAAGCGAAUAACCUACACCGAGCACAAACUGAGGGACAAGCAAUACACCAUGGACGUCGACGUCGUGCUCUUCGCCAUCGGCCGCGACCCAGAGCUCACGGACCUAAACCUUGAUGCGGUCGGCGUCAAACUCGCAGAAAACGGCCACGUCAAUGUAGACGAGUAUCAAAACACCAAUGUGGAGAAUAUUUACGCGUUAGGCGACGCAUGUGACAAGAACUUCGAGCUCACACCCGUCGCCAUCGCCGCCGGGCGCCGACUGAGUGACCGCCUCUUCGGCGGCAAGAAGGACGCACAUGUUGAAUACGCCAACAUUCCUUCCGUCGUCUUUGCGCAUCCCGAGGUCGGCACGAUCGGGUUGACGGAGCCACAGGCGCGCGAGAAGUAUGGUGAUACCGUCAAGGUCUACCAGACAAACUUCACGGCCAUGUACUACGCGAUGAUGGAGCCUGAUGAGAAGGGCCCAACGGCGUUCAAGGUCAUCUGCGAGGGUCCGCAUGAGCGCGUCGUGGGGCUGCAUAUCAUGGGCGCGGGUGUCAGUGAGAUGUUGCAGGGCUUUGGUGUUGCGAUGAAGAUGGGCGCGACGAAGGCGGACUUUGAUCGCUGUGUUGCGAUCCAUCCGACGAGCUCGGAGGAGCUGGUUACGUUGAAGUAA
Molecule: messenger RNA, 1401 nt
Organism: Coniosporium apollinis CBS 100218
Lineage: Eukaryota; Fungi; Ascomycota; Dothideomycetes
Product: glutathione reductase (NADPH)
Exons: 2
Coding region: 1-1401 (466 amino acids)
Biological process (GO): glutathione metabolic process; cellular response to oxidative stress; cell redox homeostasis
Cellular component (GO): cytosol; mitochondrion
Molecular function (GO): flavin adenine dinucleotide binding; glutathione-disulfide reductase (NADPH) activity; NADP binding
Source: RefSeq, a predicted model, not a curated record